This is a messenger RNA of Mesitornis unicolor (brown roatelo), 731 nucleotides long. Its product is annotated as dual specificity protein phosphatase CDC14A-like. Gene Ontology annotation, biological process: microtubule cytoskeleton organization; cilium assembly; regulation of exit from mitosis. The transcript is spliced from 5 exons. The annotation marks the transcript as partial. Gene Ontology annotation, cellular component: mitotic spindle; spindle pole; centrosome. Gene Ontology annotation, molecular function: protein serine/threonine phosphatase activity; protein tyrosine/serine/threonine phosphatase activity. Lineage: Eukaryota; Metazoa; Chordata; Aves; Mesitornithiformes; Mesitornithidae. The record is from RefSeq and is a predicted model, not a curated record.
CGAGUGGAAAACGGUGACUUCAACUGGAUUAUUCCAGGAAAAUUUUUGGCAUUUAGUGGCCCACACCCAAAAAGCAAACUUGAAAAUGGUUAUCCUCUUCAUGCGCCUGAAGCCUACUUUCCCUAUUUCAAGAAACAUAAUGUCACAUCGGUCAUAAGACUAAACAAAAAAAUUUAUGAGGCAAAGCGCUUUACUGAUGCUGGUUUUGAGCAUUAUGACCUGUUCUUCAUAGACGGAAGCGCGCCAAGUGACGGUAUAGUUCAGAGGUUCCUCAACAUCUGUGAAAAUGCUGACGGUGCCAUUGCUGUACAUUGUAAAGCUGGCCUGGGGAGGACAGGAACACUAAUUGCCUGUUACAUAAUGAAACACUACAGGUUCACGCAUGCUGAAGCCAUUGCUUGGAUACGAAUAUGUCGACCAGGCUCUAUUAUAGGACCUCAGCAACACUUCUUGGAAGAGAAGCAAGCGAUGUUAUGGCUGGAGGGAGAUCUCAUGCGAUCAAAGCAGAAACGACGAGUGGUUGAUGGCAACCUUAACAGAGUUCUUUGCGGCUUGAGUGACAUUUCGAUCAGUGACAGCUUGAAUAAAGUACAAGGCUUGGAUCAAUACAGGGAGAAUGAUUUUGAAGACAAAGCAGAUCCGGAGCCUCAGAAUGGCAUGACACAGGGAGAUAAGCUUAAUGCCUUAAAAAAUCGGAGACGACAAUAUUCUGCUACAACUGGAGGUCUGAG